This is a messenger RNA of Ctenopharyngodon idella (grass carp), 3053 nucleotides long. RefSeq names its product von Willebrand factor A domain-containing protein 5A-like. Lineage: Eukaryota; Metazoa; Chordata; Actinopteri; Cypriniformes; Xenocyprididae. The record is from RefSeq and is a predicted model, not a curated record. Bases 233 to 2587 code for a protein of 784 amino acids. The transcript has 22 exons.
CGCGGGGAUUCAGCGACUUCGGGAAAUCAUCCGAUCCACAGACUGGAAAAAUAAGAUCCCACCCCUUCCCCUUUCCUAUAUAUUUGCCAUUUGAAAUGUUCAAAAACAAGGAAUUACUGAUUAAGUCGGUGUGUGAAGAUUUAAAGCUGAUUUAAAGGCAGUAGCGCUUCUGUGUUUUAGUUUCACUUUCGUUUUAGACUUUUCGAUUCAUUCCGUCUAACGGAGCGUGAGAAUGGUGAACUGCGGUCUUGUGACUGAGAAAAACGAGCCAGUGCCUCUGAAGAGCAUCUCAGUGGAGGUUCGGGUUCAGGAUCAUGUAGCCACAGUCUCCUCCACUCUGCAGUAUGUGAAUGAGGAAGAGCGCCCCCUGGAGGUCUUGUUCGUCUUCCCUCUGCCUGCUGAUGCUGCUGUCUGCCACUUCAGUGCCAAGAUCGGAGAGAAGGAGAUUGUGGCAGAGGUGCAAGAAAGAGAAACCGCGAGGGAUCGUUAUGAUGAUGCUGUGAGUUCGGGUCAGCAGGCGUUUCUGUUGGAAGAGAGCGAAGAGAGUCCUGAUGUGUUCAGACUGAGUGUCGGGUGUCUGUCGCCGGGUCAGAACGCUGCCGUCACCAUCAUCUACGUCACCGAGCUCGCUGUGCAGGCCGACCACUCGCUGCGCUUCUGUCUGCCGGCUGUACUCAACCCCCGAUACACACCAGCAGGUUCAGCUGCUGGUAUAGUCUCAGAGAUUUCAUCAGGAUGUGGAUCUGUUCCCUACACGCUGACUCUCAGUGUCCAUGUGAGCUCUCCAAAGCCCAUCUCCAAACUAGAGUCCAGCUGCACUCUGGAUCCUCUAGUGUUCCUCCACUCUGAUCACACUCAGGCGACGGUGAAUCUGAGUCCUGGUCACAUGUUUGAUAAGGACGUUGAGCUGUUUGUGUACUAUCAGGAUACCCAUCAGCCCUCUGCUAUAGUGGAGGCAGGAGUGAACACUGCCCCAUCAGGCUCUCUGAUGAGGCACCCAGUGGUCAUGAUAAGUUUGUAUCCAGAGUUCCCAGAAGAAAUGAUUCAAGGAGAGUUCAUUUUUGUGAUUGACAGAUCAGGCAGUAUGGAUGACACACGGAUAGAAAGUGCAAAGGACACUCUGCUGUUACUGUUGAAGAGUCUGCCCAUGGGAUGCUACUUCAAUAUCUAUGGAUUUGGCUCUCAUUUUGAGUCCUUCUUCCCUAAGAGUGUCGAGUACAAUCAGGACACAAUGGAUCAGGCUCUGAAGAGAGUGAAGGAAAUGCAAGCAGACAUGGGAGGCACAGAAAUUUUAGAGCCUCUAAAACACAUCUACAGUCAGCCCUGUUACCCCGACCACCCCAGACAGCUGUUCAUCUUCACUGAUGGAGAGGUGGGAAACACUAAAGAGGUGCUGGACCUGGUGAAACAUCAUGUUGACUCUCACAGGUGUUUCUCAUUCGGGAUUGGUGAGGGUGCAAGUACCGCCCUCAUCACAGGAAUGGCCAGGGAGGGAUCUGGUCACGCUCAGUUCAUCACAGACACCGACCGCAUGCAGCCCAAAGUGAUGCAGUCCCUCAGGUUUGCGCUGCAGCCCGCUGUGGUUAAUAUCUCUGUGGAUUGGACCCUUCCAGAUGGCAUUACUGUUGACACACUGUCUGAACCCAUCAAUGUACUCUACCAGGGUCAAAGGUCACUCAUUUAUGCCCAACUUAAAGGAGAGAGUUCAGGAGGCUCUGAGGGAACAGUGACAGUCAAAUACAGUCUUAAAGAUCAACCAGUAACAAACCAGCUCCACUUCUGCCUCAAACCAACUGAGGAAACAGGGUUGUCCAUCCACCGGCUGGCGGCUCGGACCCUGAUCCGUUCUCUGGAGCAGAAGGAAAGGGAUGGUGGUUCAAAGCUGGAGAGCAUCAGGUGCAGGAUAGUGAAGCUCAGUGUUCAGACAGGAGUCAGCAGUGUUUAUACAGCCUUCAUUGCCAUUAAUAAAGACAGCAGACAGACUAUGAAAGGACCCCUGCUGCAGAGAAGAGUGAAGACAUGCGGGACGGCUUAUGGAUUCUUGUCUGGCCCACGAUCUGCUCAGCCACAGGCCUCUGAUCGUACUAGGUCUAAUUCACGGCUGGGGCGUCUACGUCAAUCCCUGUUCAAAAAUGAUUCCAGGAUUAACCAGUCAAGGAGGAAGGAUCGUUCAUUGUUAAGUAGAAGAACAAAUGAGGCUACUAUAUAUUGCACAGAUCCUAUUGUGGCGUCUCAUCAAGAAAACUCUCUAGACAAACAAAGGGACCCGUUACUCCAGCUGGUUUCUCUCCAGAAGGCGUCAGGCUGCUGGGAGCUGGACGCCACACUGGCGGAUGUGUUUGGGAAGACGGAGGAUGAGCUGACCAAUCAGAAACCAGCACAGGUGGAUGGGUCAGUAUGGGCCACUCUCCUGGCUCUGAUCUGGUUAUACGGCUGUAAAAUAGACCAGCAGGUCGAGUGGCAGUUUGUGGCCAUGAAGGCAGCGUCAUGGAUCGGCUCUCAGAAAGUGGGCGAUCUGUCUCAGUGUGUGGGUGUGGGUAAUGUCCUGCUCGGAUGUCAGGUGACCAAAGCGACUCUGGGAAUCUGAUGACGUCGAUGUUUCUACUUCCUGUGCCGUCAGAAGAACUGUUGCUAUUUAUGUUUGUGUUUCAUUAAUUUUCUUCUUUCUUAGCUUAAAUCAACACCAUAUUAUAUAAAAUAUUGAAAAUUCAAUAGCUAGAUCAUGUUUCAUUUGUUUGAAUCAGAUUAUUCAUUAACCUUUUCUUGUUUCUCUCAGUUUUUUGUGCAUCAGUGAUUUACUAACGCUGUUGAACGAGUCCUCGAUCGCUGAGGAUACUUUCACACAGCGACAGAAUCAUGUUUAUGUGCUAAAAAUGAUUGUUAAAAAACAAACAUGUGAAUGUUGAACAAGAGCAGCAACAUAAUGCAAAGACUACUAUUAAAGUACAAAAAUAUUUAAGUACUCUCUGUCACUCUUUUUCAUGUAAUAAAAGAGAAGAGAAAUACUUCAUGUCUGUCUCACCAUCUAAUAAAGGUUUUACUAUAUAAACAGA